CUCUCUCCGUAUCAACUCAAUGUCGCUCUCUCAUUUUCACUCGCUCGUAAUAAAGUUUUUCCGUGUGUGUGACUCUGUGUGUGGAGCUGAAGAUGGCGGCCAGCUCGGAGCGCAGUCCUCCUCCUUUCCCGGACUCAGAGGAGCCCGAGCUGCUGGAGGACAGUGACGAGGGCGCGGAUGCGUUCACGGGCACGUCAAUCUCUGAGAUGGAUUCUCUGUCGCCGGACACUACCGGACCUCCUAAAGACAUCUUCAACGAGCCUCCAGAAGAUAUCUUCAGCGAUCCUCUUAGCGAAAUUAACUCUGAACCCCAGAAGAACGUCAAGAUACCUUCUCCUGGUAGCGAUGAGGCCGUCGACCUGUUCAGCGACCCGCUGGACGAUGAAGCCGAUGUAAUUAGUUCACCUGAGGUCCAAAAUCCCGUGCCAGAUCUCUUGAAAGAGCCUGUUGAAGCGCCAAAGUCUGAUGUCAUCAGUGAACCGCCUAGUGACCUCAGCAGCAAGCCUGUGCACAAAAACGCCAUCGACCCUCCGAAGGGCGCCAAGACUGCAGUGAGCGCGGAGCUGUUCGAUGACGACGAUGAGGAGGAUCUGUUUAACGAGCCGUUAAAAGGCGUGACGAAGAAGCCUCAGCCCUCAGCGGUGAGUGGACCACCUGUCAAUGUCUUCACAGAGGUGAAAUCAGAAGUGAAGGUCAAGCCACAGGUUAAAGACGACCCCACGGAUCUGUUCGCAGAGGAAGCCGUGACGGCACCUGCCACCAAACCUUCCGCGAGCAGCAGCUCCAGGACCAAUGGGGUUCACUCUGAGGAGCAGGAUAUCUUCUCAGAGGCUACAGUGGAGCUGUCUCUGGACAGCCCUCGUAAUGACCGCAAGAAGAAGGAUGCCGUGAAGCCGUCAGUAUCGGCUCCUGCCGCCUCUGUAGCCAGCAGCUCCAGCAAACCUCCGUCCAAAACCCUGGAGGAGCUGGAGGAAGAGGAAAGUGAGGACAAGUUUGAUCUAAACAUUUCCGUGACAAAUCCAGAGAAAGUCGGUGAUGGUAUGAAUGCUUAUAUGGCCUACAAAGUUUCAACACAGACGUCGUUAACCAUGUUCCGUAGCAAGACGUUUACUGUACGCAGACGUUUCAGUGAUUUCCUGGGACUGUACGAAAAGCUCUCGGAGAAACACUCACAGAAUGGAUACAUCAUUCCUCCACCACCGGAGAAGAGCAUUCUGGGUAUGACAAAAGUCAAAGUGGGGAAGGAGGAUCCAUCAUCAGCAGAGUUUGUGGAGCGGAGGAGAGCUGCUCUAGAGAGGUAUCUUCAGAGGGUUGUGAGUCACCCGUCUCUCCUGCAGGACCCUGAUGUCAGGGAGUUUUUAGAGAAAGAAGAGUUACCCAGAGCAGUCGGCACACAGGCUCUGAGUGGAGCCGGCUUCCUCAAAAUGCUCAACAAAGCCACAGACGCUGUGAGCAAGAUGACCAUAAAGAUGAACGAACAGGACGUGUGGUUUGACGAGAAGAUCCAGGAUGUAGAAAAUGAAGAACAGCAGUUGCGGAAACUUCACGUCAUGGUGGAAUCGCUUGUCAAUCACAGGAAAGAGUUGUCUGGGAACACAGCCGUGUUUGCGAAGAGCGUGGCGAUGUUGGGCAGCUCGGAGGAUAACACGGCUCUGUCGCGAGCUCUGUCUCAGCUGGCCGAGGUGGAAGAUCGAAUCGAGCAGCUCCAUCAGGACCAGGCCGCCAACGACUUCUUCACCUUCUCAGAGCUGCUGGCCGAUUAUAUACGACUGCUGGGAGCCGUCAGGGGGUGUUUUGAUCAGAGAAUGAAAGCGUGGCAGCGCUGGCAGGACGCUGAGAACAUGCUGCAGAAAAAAAGAGAGGCCGAGGCCAAACUCCUGUGGGCCAACAAACCCGACAAACUGCAGCAGGCCAAGGAUGAGAUCACUGAGUGGGAGGCAAAGGUCACACAGUUCGAGAGAGACUUCGAGAGAAUCUCAGCCACCGUACAGAAAGACGUCAUCCGUUUCGAUAAAGAGAAAGCUCGAGAUUUUAAGAGACAAAUCAUCAAAUAUCUGGAGUCACUUCUGCACUCACAACAACAGCUGAUAAAAUACUGGGAGGCGUUUUUGCCGGAGGCGAAAGCGAUCGCGUGAGGCGCACAAACACACACUCACCCAUGACCGAGGCCUUUCUACACUCUUUACCUCUCGCCUAUAAACCAAGAGAAUCGCGCUGCAAAGGGAAAUCAUCUGUCCGGCCGCCCGUUACUCUGAUUGAUUUAGUAACUUGUAUAUUUUCUGUGUAAUCUUCAUCUUUAUUUUCUUAUUGUUUGGGGGAUGUGAACGCAUGUGGUGGUGGCUGGGUGUCUUCCUCGUCUGUAUGCAACCAAACCUCUUGUUUAUCCACUCAGUUUUGCGUCAGCAGCAGUGAUGUCGAUGGUUUACACUAGAGGGCGCUCUCUGCUCAUUCAUAGACACUUGUGACCGGUCAAAAAGAAGUUUGUACUUAUUAAAGAGUGAAUUCAGAGACAAAUGGUGACCUAGUUUAUUUUAGAAGUCCAGAAUAUUGGUAUAUACACUUUAAAGCAGCAUAAUGACAUUGUAUUUUGCAAGUAAAAGAGAUUGUGAUGCAGUUUAUUGAGGACUAUUGAAAUCAAAUAGGCCGGAUAUUGUAUUGUGACAGGAACUGUACAUGUCAACACUUACACUCUUGAUUUUUCUUUUGCUGGCUCUUUGUUUUCACUCAAAGGUUCAUUUUAAGUCUUCAGUAGAUUUAGGAUCUAUUUGUUCAAAUGACGUAAAGCAUUUAAAAAGGCGCUCCUGACGCGUUUUAUAUCAAUACCGGCCCAAAGCACUUCAGUCUUAAAACUGGUUUUCUUCUUCAUUUAGGACUCAUUCAUACUUUCAUUCUUUAUUUACUUCAUUUUAUAUUUUCAUUUGUAGACAUUUAUGCCAACAUGUUAUCAUUUCGUGUCAAACCAUAUUUGAGUUAUCCAUCGACUCUGGCAUGUUAUAAUAAUUACUAGACUUUUGCUACGCUACUAAUGAUUAAAUUGUUUCUACAUGAGAUUUUUUUUAGUUUUUGUUUUUUUAUACAGAUUUGCUGCUGUCGGAGUUUGUAAGGCUGUUAGAUUCAUCCUCAUUUAUGACAUUAGAAGGUUUUGUUGAUUGCUUCAUGAAUGAUAUUUUGGACCCUGCUGUAAUGACACUUUGAAAUGACGUGAACAGGUUUGACCACCAUUAGGUGCCAUAAAAAUCAAAUGUUUGUUUAUAAGAAAAAAAGGGGCAGGUAUUUUUUUCACUAUGGACACUUCUAUUGAGGAAAACAAUAAAGAUUUAAUUACAAAUAUAAA
Molecule: messenger RNA, 3334 nt
Organism: Megalobrama amblycephala (Wuchang bream)
Lineage: Eukaryota; Metazoa; Chordata; Actinopteri; Cypriniformes; Xenocyprididae
Gene: snx1a
Product: sorting nexin 1a
Exons: 15
Coding region: 93-2135 (680 amino acids)
Biological process (GO): intracellular protein transport; early endosome to Golgi transport
Cellular component (GO): endosome; endosome membrane
Molecular function (GO): phosphatidylinositol binding
Source: RefSeq, a predicted model, not a curated record